Messenger RNA from Beta vulgaris subsp. vulgaris (sugar beet), 2311 nucleotides. Its product is annotated as xylan O-acetyltransferase 1. Gene Ontology annotation, molecular function: O-acetyltransferase activity. The transcript has 5 exons. The coding region runs from base 548 to 2011 and encodes 487 amino acids. Gene Ontology annotation, cellular component: Golgi apparatus. The record is from RefSeq and is a predicted model, not a curated record. Lineage: Eukaryota; Viridiplantae; Streptophyta; Magnoliopsida; Caryophyllales; Amaranthaceae.
UAGGGUUAGGGUUAGAUUAGAAUUAGGGUUUAGGGUUAAUAAUGGCAAAAUCGUAAAUAAAGCUAACGGAGAAAUAACGGACGUUAAAAAAAGGGUAUUUGGUGCGCAAAAAUGAAAUGUCAGGGGUAUAUGGUGAAUUGUUGAAACAUUGAGGGUAUAUUGUGAAUUUUUUGAUUUGUCAGGGGUAUUUGGUGAAAUAACCGUUUAAUUUUUUUUAAAGAUUUUUUUUUUAGUUUUAUUUUUUUGCCAUUUUUUUUGAUUGAUAGAUCAUAGAUCUCUACUACAAAGUAGUUAAGAAGCAAAUGGAGUAGAAAUAAGAGUAACCCACUUGAGAAAGACAACUCUCCCAAUAGUUGGUUCCUUAAAGACAAAUCCUUCUCACCAAACAAGCCCUUAUUUCAUCAAACAAUUUUUUUGUAACAAAAAAUUCAUUCUUUUUUGUUCUUCUUUUGCAUAGUAUAAUAAUGCUAUGUUUCCUCUGUUUCUUUAAAUUUCAUCUGUUUUUAUCUUUGUAUCUCACUCAUUUUUCACUUUUUCUCUCAAUCCCAUGUCUCGAAAAUCAUCAUUUCUUCUUCCAUCUGAUACAAUGAAGCAAAAAAAAGGCAACAAUCUUUCAGUUUUUGUUGUAGUUUUCUCAAUUAUUUUGUUUGCUUUUUUCAUAUACAAUGAAGAUGUGAAAUCAAUUGCAGAAUUCCCAUUUUCCAAGCAAAAAGUUCAAGAAAUGCAAGAAAAUCGACCAAAUGAUGAAAACCCAGUUCAAAUUAAGGAAAACCCAGUUCAAGAAAAUGAAAUCCCAGUGAAAAAUGGUGAUAAAACAGCUGAAAUUUCCAUUGAUGGAGUAAAAAUAGAGCAAGAAAAUUCUGGAAAUAAUGAUGAUGAUGUAAAGAAAGAAAUUGAGGAGAGAGAAAAUGAUGUUGAAGAUGAAGAUGAUGAAGAGAUUGAAUUACCACCAGAAAAAUGUGAUCUUUUUACUGGAGAAUGGGUUUUUGAUAAUGUUACACACCCUUUAUACAAAGAAGAUGAAUGUGAGUUUCUCACUGAACAAGUAACUUGUAUGAGAAAUGGUAGGAAAAAUUCCAUGUAUCAAAAUUGGAAAUGGCAGCCAAAAGAUUGCAAUUUACCCAAAUUUAAGCCAAAAUUGCUGCUUGAGAAGUUAAGAGGAAAAAGAUUGAUGUUUGUGGGAGAUUCAUUAAAUAGAAAUCAAUGGGAGUCAAUGGUGUGUUUUGUUCAAUCUGCUGUUCCUUCAAGUAGGAAGAGUUUGAUUAAGUCUGGUUCACUUAACAUUUUCAGAAUUGAGGACUACAAUGCUACUGUGGAAUUUUACUGGGCACCAUUCUUGGUAGAGUCAAAUUCUGAUGAUCCAAAGAUGCACAGCAUAUUAAACAGGAUUAUCAUGCCUGAAUCAAUCAAAAAACAUGGUGUUAAUUGGAAGAACGCGGAUUACCUUGUCUUUAACACCUACAUUUGGUGGAUGAACACUUUCUCUAUGAAAGUUUUGCGAGGAUCAUUCGAUGAAGGCGCGACAGAGUAUGAUGAGGUAGAGAGGCCAGUAGCAUAUGCAAGGGUGAUGAAUACAUGGUCUAAAUGGGUGGAUAAAAACAUUGAUCCUAAUCGUACAACAGUCUUCUUCAUGAGCAUGUCUCCUCUUCAUAUCAAGAGUUUAGACUGGGACAACCCAGAUGGUAUAAAAUGCGCCCUAGAGACUACACCAAUCUUGAACACAAGCAUGCCAUUGGAAGUAGGCACCGAUAAGCGCCUGUUCAGGCUCGCUCACAACGUAACACAGUCGAUGAAAAGGGUUCCGGUGAGCUUCCUGAACAUAACAGCAUUGUCAGAGUACAGGAAAGACGCACACACGUCCGUGCACACCAUAAAGCAAGGGAAAUUGCUAACGCCAGAGCAACAGGCAGACCCUGAAACUUUUGCUGAUUGCAUUCACUGGUGCUUACCUGGUCUACCAGAUACAUGGAACGAGUUCCUCUAUACUAGGAUUAUUUCCCGCAAUACGUGACAGUUUUCUUGCUUACAUGACGUGAUACCUCGUGCUAGAUUCAUUUUUAAAAAUGUCCAAUUUUUGUGAGUCUUUUGAUGAUUUAAAAUUGAUGUCUAGGAUUGCAACAUUGCAAAUUUGCAAUCAUAUUGUGUAGAAAAGGGGUAAAAGUGUUUUUUUUUUGGGGGUAAAAGAAUUUUCAAAGAUCAGGGCGAAAAUUGCUACUGUGAAAAGAAAGGAAUUGAGAUUGUAAUAUAUGAUUCAAAAGAAGCAAUAAAAAGUGAUAAAAGAAAUGUAUAGAGGAGUUUUUGCUCCAAGAAA